Misgurnus anguillicaudatus (oriental weatherfish) is the source of this 2655-nucleotide messenger RNA. The record is from RefSeq and is a predicted model, not a curated record. NCBI's taxonomy places the organism in Eukaryota, Metazoa, Chordata, Actinopteri, Cypriniformes, Cobitidae.
CCUGGCAUUAGCUGGGUGGCAGCUGAAGGACCCCUUGUGUCUGGAAAAAAUCUCGUCAGAGUGAAACCGGUGAAUGUUUGUCUGUCAGCGCCGAUUUAUUUAUUAAAAUCCCCGUUUCAGCUUUCAGCUCGACAACACCACCUCACGUAUAAGUGAACAUUAAGCUGACUGUGAGCGGCGGCUUUCUGUUUCACGUCGAUUUCACUCCCGUUUAUUUACAGCCGUCGACCAAACAAACAGCGACAUUUUAUCCGAAUUCAACUGAAUCAAAUAUGAGCGAAACUCUGGAUCGAGUUGAAGUCUGUGAAAGUCUCUUGACAUGGAUUCAGACGUUUGGUGUGGAGGCUCCAUGUACAGCAGUAGAUGAGCUGACCAGUGGAGUGGCCAUGGCACAGGUUUUACAGAAAAUUGAUGGGAUGUACUUUACUGAUGCUUGGAUCGCUCGUAUUAAAGCUGAUGUUGGGGACAACUGGAGGUUAAAGAUCAGCAAUUUAAAGAAAAUAUUGAAAGGAAUUCUGGAUUACAACCAUGAGGUGUUGGGACAACAGAUGAAUGAUUUCACUCUUCCAGAUGUCAGUCUCAUUGGAGAACACUCGGAUGCAGCAGAAUUGGGUCGAAUGUUGCAGCUCAUCUUGGGCUGUGCUGUUAACUGUGAACAGAAACAGGAAUAUAUCCAGACCAUAAUGAUGAUGGAGGAGUCCGUCCAGCACGUGGUCAUGACAGCCAUCCAGGAGCUGAUGAGUAAAGAGACGCCCGUGUCCGCAGGAAGUGACUCGUACAUUGAUCUGGACAGACAGUUGAAGAAGACUGUGGAGGACCUGAAUGAGGCUUUGUCCACUAAAGAGGAAAUCGCUCAGCGCUGUCAUGAACUCGACAUGCAGGUGGCCGCUCUUCAGGAGGAGAAGAGCAGUCUGCUGGCUGAGAAUCAGGUGUUGAUGGAGCGACUCAACCAGUCGGACUCCAUCGAGGAUCUGAACAGCCCGGCGGGUCGCAGACACCUGCAGCUCCAGACUCAACUAGAGCAGCUGCAGGAAGAGACGUUCAGACUGGAAGCCGCUAAAGACGACUGCCGUAUCCGUUGUGAAGAGCUAGAGAAGGAGUUGGUGGAGGUCAGAGGUCAGAAUGAGGAGUUGACCUCUCUGGCCGAGGAGGCGCAGUCACUCAAAGAUGAAAUCGACGUUCUCAGACACUCGUCUGAUAAAGUGUCGAAGCUUGAGGCUCAGGUGGAGGCGUAUAAGAAGAAGCUGGAGGAUCUUGGAGAUCUGAGACGUCAGGUGAAGCUGUUGGAGGAGAAGAACACCAGUUACAUGCAGAACACCGUUACUCUGGAGGAAGAUCUACGCAAGGCCAAUGCCACACGAGGACAGCUGGAGACCUACAAGAGACAGGUGGUGGAACUUCAGAACAAACUCUCUGAAGAGUCCAAAAAAGCUGAUAAGAUGGAGUUUGAGUAUAAGCGAGUGAAGGAGAAGGUUAACUCUCUUCAGAAGGAAAAAGACAGAAUGAGAACAGAGAGAGACUCUCUAAAGGAGACGAUUGAAGAGCUGAGGUGUGUCAAAGCUCAAGAGUCUCAGCUCACAUCAGGUUUGGUGCCACUUGGAAGUAACGAGCCGUCUGAUUCGCUGGCUGCAGAAAUUGUCACACCAGAGGUUAGGGAACGUCUGAUUCGACUGCAGCAUGAAAAUAAGAUGUUAAAACUGGCUCAGGAGGGAUCAGAUAAUGAACAGAUUGCUCUACUUAGGAGUUUACUGGAGGACGCCAACAGCAGAAAAAAUGAACUUGAGACUGAGAACAGGCUGUUGAAUCAGAGAUUACUGGAGAGACAGUCUGAUGUGGAUGAACUACAGAAGUCUCUUCAGGAGCACGGAUCUAAAUCAGAUGAUUCUGCUUUAAUGAAAAGGAAAUGUCAGGAACAUUUAGAGAAACUGAAGGACGCCAGUAAUGAACUACAGAAGAAAAGUUCUGCCAUUGAAGUCCUGGAGACUAAAAUGUGUUCAAGUGCUCAGAAGAUUGAAGAACUAGACGAAGCAUUAAAGAAAAAGGAUGAAGAUAUGAAACAGAUGGAGGAGAGAUACAAAAAAUACCUGGAAAAAGCCAAGAGUGUGAUUCGGACUCUGGACCCUAAACAGAAUCAAGGUUCUGCUCCUGAAGUUCAAGCCCUGAAGAAUCAGCUGCAGGAGAGAGAGAGAAUGUUGCACUCACUCGAGAAGGAGUAUGACAAAACAAAGUCUCAACGAGAUCAAGAGGAGAAGCUCAUCGUAUCUGCCUGGUACAACAUGGGAAUGGCACUGCAGAAGAAAGCGGCCGAGGAUCGUCUGGCCAGCACGGGCUCGGGUCAGUCUUUCCUGGCCCGGCAGAGACAGGCAACCAGCGCCCGUCGGGCUUAUCAGGGCCACGUGCAGCCCACUGCAGCCAGGUAGAAAGUCCUGCCCUGUCUGUCGUCAUGGCUACCCUCAUCAGAGCGCCGCUGUAGCCAAUCAGGACACCUCUUUCAAAAUCCAAACUCUCACAGUCUUACCUUCCUCCUGGUCGUGAUGUGUUAAAUCAGGAUAGACCCGUCACUCUAUUCCAACUCCACUGUCGCUCUCUGUUAGGAGAUUUUAAGAAGAGAUGCUGCUGAACGUUUACCCUCUUCAUAUAUUAAUAACCAAAAAU